UGGAGCUGUAGGUAGCCCGAAUGAGACCGGCAAAAAUGUUCAGAAUAAACGCUCUCGGGAUCUAUUUGUGGGAAACAAUAGUAUUUUUCAGAAGACUGCAUGCAUGAAACAUUACAUGGAAAAGCCACCCUGGUCAUCAUCUGUCAUCCUAAUUAUCCAUAAGAGGUUCAUUCUGGAUAUGCAAAUUCUCCCUGCACCAAACAAUUGGGAAGUAAUUAACCUAUUUUCUGUUUCCAGCUUUCUUUUUGGAGCUAUAAGUUGGUAUGUUUUUGGUAUUUUCGAAAAACGUUGGUUAUUUUAUUAUCCUGUCAUCAUAGGAAAUGGAUUGUGAGGUUACAGAUAUUAGUAGUUAUGUAAACCUAACUUUUUAUUCUGUGUAUGGAAUGUUAAUACUAUUUUGUUGAUGGAUAAAAAAAAAAAAGGAAAUACAAAAAAAAAUCAAUGUAGAUGAGAUAUGUAGAACAUAUCCAAUAAGCAUACCGUUCUGUGUUGUAGGCCGUUCUGUGUUGAGUCAAAUAACAACUUAAUGGAUAAUCAAUAUUAUCUGAGCAUAUAACUCAUGAAGCAGAAACUUCCUAAAACGUUCAUACUUUGCUCAUGGAGCUAGUCAAACUGCUAUAUAUUUAUUUGGAAGGCAAGUAAAGUAGUUGACUUCCUAUCGAUUCACAGUAUCUAGCAAAUGGACAGGUGAAGGGAAUCAGUAAUGGUAGCAUCCCUCAAAAGAAAAUCCUUGUUGGAUUGGAUUACUCUCAGAAUGCUGCUAUGUAUGACAACAACUCACCAUUCAAAUCUCAGUUGUGCACCCAUCUCUCUCUCUCUCUCUCUCUCUCUCUCUCUCUCUCUCUCUCUCUCUCUCUCUCUCCCUGCCUCUCUCUACCUCCCUGCCUCUCUCUACCUCUCUCUCUCUCUCUCUCUCUUCUCUCUCUCUCUUCUCUCUCUCUCUCUCUCUCUCUCUCCCUACUUUUCCUUUCUCUCUUCUCUCUCUAGUUUGGCAGCCUCUAAAGAAUCCGCGGCUCGAAAAGCCGCCUCCCCGAUGCCUCCCUCUGAGUUCCUGGACAAACUCAUGGGUAAAGUUUCGGGUUACGAUGCAAGAAUCAGACCUAAUUUCAAAGUUGCAGGGGUCCCCCCGAGUGGAAGAGACCCACAAGGCCCCAAAACAGAAGCUUCUCACAAGAAAGGUCCCCCUGUAAACGUAACGUGCAACAUUUUUAUUAACAGUUUUGGAUCCAUCGCUGAAACAACAAUGGACUACAGAGUGAAUAUCUUCCUGAGGCAGCAAUGGAACGACCCCAGGCUGGCCUAUAGUGAAUACCCCGACGAUUCUCUUGACCUGGACCCAUCUAUGUUGGACUCUAUCUGGAAACCUGAUUUGUUCUUCGCCAAUGAAAAAGGCGCCAAUUUCCAUGAGGUUACGACUGACAACAAGCUACUAAGGAUUUCAAAAAAUGGAAACGUAUUGUAUAGUAUUCGAAUAACACUGGUCCUGGCCUGUCCCAUGGACUUGAAGAACUUCCCAAUGGACGUACAGACCUGUAUCAUGCAGCUGGAGAGUUUCGGCUAUACGAUGAAUGAUCUCAUAUUUGAGUGGGAUGAGAAGGGAGCCGUGCAGGUAGCAGAUGGGCUGACGUUACCUCAGUUUAUACUGAAAGAGGAGAAAGACCUGCGAUACUGUACCAAGCACUACAACACAGGAAAGUUCACUUGUAUCGAGGCUCGUUUCCAUCUGGAGAGGCAGAUGGGCUAUUACCUGAUUCAGAUGUACAUCCCCAGCCUUCUGAUUGUCAUUUUGUCCUGGGUGUCCUUCUGGAUCAACAUGGACGCUGCACCUGCCAGAGUGGGAUUGGGCAUUACCACCGUGCUCACUAUGACCACCCAGAGCUCCGGCUCCCGAGCCUCCCUCCCCAAGGUGUCGUAUGUGAAAGCCAUUGACAUCUGGAUGGCUGUGUGCCUCCUGUUUGUCUUCUCGGCCCUGCUUGAGUACGCCGCUGUGAACUUCAUCGCUCGGCAACACAAGGAACUGCUGCGCUUCAGGAGGAGAAGGAGACACAUGAAGGAGGAUGAGGGCGGUGAGGGCCGGUUCAGCUUCACCGCCUAUGGCAUGGGCCCAGCCUGCCUGCAGGCCAAAGACGGCAUGGCCAUCAAAGGGAACAACAACAACGCCCCGACCGCCACCGCCGGCCCUCAGGAGAAAACGGUGGAAGAGAUGCGCAAGCUCUUCAUCGGCCGCGCGAAGAGGAUCGACACGGUCUCUCGCGUGGCUUUCCCGCUAGUCUUCCUCAUUUUUAAUAUUUUCUACUGGCUCGUAUACAAGAUCAUCCGAAGCACGGAUGUACACCAGAUGACGUAAGCAAGGGAAGAGAGAGAGUUCAAUACCACACCAUCCUUCUCCCAAACCCAAUACUCCUCGCUCUUCACUUGCUCACUUGCUUUUGGUGGCUAUCGCCUUGGCAAAGGUAUUUUAUUUUAUCCCCCCCCCCCUCUUUUCAACCUGAAUAAUCCGGACCAGUGCAAUAGCGAUGCAGUAAAAUGCAUGAUAUAUGAAUGUGGCAAAAUAUUUACAAAACGAUAAAUCAGUAAAUGUUACGACUUUUACCGAUACAUCCGGGAAUUUAUGAUAACUGAGAAUUUAGAAAGAAAGAGAUGUUCUUCUAAGAAGUGUUAGAAGAAGACACUGCAUUCUAAAGAAGAAGAAGAAGAAGUUGGGGAAACACACAGCACUGUAAUAUAGUAUAUAUCUAUCAUAUAUUUAAAAACUGUUAUUUCUCUCGAAAGGCAGAUGUCUGGAUGGAACACGAGGGAUGGAUUUUUAAAAGGAUACUAAGACGAUUUUAGUGUUUCCGUUAAUAAAGUGUUGCAAGGAUCGUGUGUCCUAUAUAUCUCAAUUAGCUUCAAUGUGUGUUGCAAGCACUUAUCAACGCUCCCUGAGCCCUCAACGAAAAACUGAGAUUUCAUGUGGUUGAUGCUGCUAUCAACUAAAUGGAGGAAACUUGAUGAGUCAAAAUAAUAUUCUAUUGUUUCUAACCGCUGUGGUCAACGUGUUCCUCUGUCGGCCCUUAACUUUAUUUCUCAAUUGCAUAUCGUUUUUAAUUUUAGUGUCAAGUAUAUAUCAUGUUGCUGUAAUCAGCUCAAGCUCUUCUUGGGAACUCUAAAUUCUAAAGGGACAUUUGGCAUCAUUCACAUAUCCUCAUUGUGGCAUUCAUUCAUUCAUUCAUUCAUUCAUUCAUUCAUUCAUUCAUUCAUUUAUCCAUGUGCUUUUUUUAAAAAGGAUUUGGUACUUAAAUCAAAAUAUGAUUCAUUAAAAGUGAAUCUACACUGGAAAAAAAAUAAUAAUAAUGUAAUCCUGAUUCUUCCUACUCAUUUCAUUGAAGCUGUACUGUUAACAUUUGUUUCGUUAUUUUCAUAGUUUAUUACCCAGUUACGGUAAGAUACCCAGCAGGCAAUGGAGAAAAAUGUAGUGAGUUAAGAUUAAAACAAGAAAACACCUACUGUACCUUAACAAUUAUUAUUAUUAUUAUUAUUAUUAUAUUUACACAUAUUAAUAAUGUAGCUCAAAAAAACAUAUGCAUUAUUAUCAUCAUUUACUAAAUAUGUCUAAAAGAUAUUCACUCAAAAUCAUGGAAAAUAGUUUGAUACGUUAACAACAACGAUCGGCACAAUGUUCUCAUUGGUAUAUAAUGCAGUACAUGUUAUCGUUCACAAUACUACAGUAUACUGUGAAACUGAUUGAUUAAUACAUUCAUUCAACUAGUCAGUGGCUUGAUUUAAGAUACUGAAAUCCAUUACUUCUCACCAGGCUUUUCUAUGCAAUAAUUAAUAUAUGCAAUUAUUUUUUUUAAAUUAGCUUUACCAUUUACAAAACAUUAUCAUGAAUCUGUUUGAACUUGUGAGCCAUCAAGUUUUUUUAAAUUUAAGACAUCACAGAUCACAGUGCUCAUCUUUCCAAUGGUGGACAUACAUACCAACACACACGAGGCCUUCAGAUCUACACCCUUAUGCAUAAUGUAAACUACUCACCCUUCUCCUAGGCCCAUCAUUCUCCACGCAUUUACAUUCAACUACAAACGGGCCAAGCUACAGUGGCUUUUCAUAUUGCAUAUUUAAGACUCUCUGCUCUCUGUAGCCCCACCUCUGGGACAUUGUUUAGCUAGCCUAAAGUGCUGUCACCAAGCCCCAGAAAUAAAGACUACACUACUGCUACCACAGGAAGUAUGGCCUGCGACACAUUGUCAUGGAUGGGAGACUCGGACACAGUUGAAAUAAACACUGGUCGAGUGAGUUUUUGCAUUUAACUUUAAUGCCAAAUGUUAUUUUCCUCUACUUGGUUUUUAUUCCAAACCAAAUAAGUAUUUUGUUAACCUAUGAUCAUUGCCUUCCUGGUUCGGUUUUGAAUAUGACGACAUAAGGGGAAAGAUGCCAGAACACCUUCGCAACAGAUAUUAUGCACUGGUUCAGGACAUUGUUUAGGUUUUGUUGUCGUAACUUAGAUUGAUUCAGUUCUUUCCAUUGACUUCCCAGUGUGUGGAUAAAGUGCUUCCAUUUCUUUUUGUGGUAAUAUGAUGCUAUUCAAUUAACAAUAUUAUAUAUUUUGAUAUGAAACGUUCUCUGCUUUUUCAUCCCUGUUCUUUCUUCUUCUUCUUGAAAAGUGUAAUCCAUUACUUUAACAGGUCAUAGAUUUUUUUCGAAUGUGUUAAUGAUAGUUUGAGGUAGUUUGAUGUUUGAGGCUUGAUGGACUUGCACAAGAGAUUAUAACAAUAUUUUACAUUUCGGUCAAUUAUUUCUUAAAUUUGUAUUAUCUUCCAGUAAUUCAUAUUUACCUUCUGGUUGAGGCAGUAUUUGUCAAAAGAUAUGUGUGUUUUUAACAGACACAGUCCAUGUGGGUAAAUUGAUUUGAAGGUCUAAUGUUUUUGCAUUAGUGUUAUUUCAUCACAGAAAAUUAACUUUUCUACAUGGGGCAUACUUAUGUCAUUUAUAAUGUUAUGCUUUACCCAAAACUAUGCAUUUAUAAAAGUUAAUUGUUAGAAUAGGGUUGAAAAAUAAAGGGCCUUUUAAAAUAUCAGCACAGUAAUCAAUAUGUUUUGAAAGUGCUGAAUGAUUGGUUGAUAGAUACAAGUAUUUAUUUGUUGGCUGUAAUAUUUCAGUACAGAAUUUGACCAUGAAUCUUUCCUCAGUUUUGACUUCCUCAGACAAAACUAUCCAUUAAAUAAGAUGUUAUCCAAUGUUGAAUAUGCAACAAACUAGGAACUAAUCAUAUCAUGUACCUCCACUCAACCACCAUGAUAUUCACUCAUCCAUUCAAUACUUAUGGAUUGAACUCUAUGCCCUGACCAUGUGAAGGAUCACUGCACUUGGGACAAUGCUAUAUAGAUUUAUUGUAACCAAUUGCUUAUUAAGGUGCAUUAUUACUAGCGCCCUGUCCAGGGUGUGUACUUGUACAUCAAGCUGCCUCAUGCUACAGAAACAGGAGAUAGGCUCCAGGGUUGGGGUCAAUUCCAAUUUAAAUUGAAUUUUAAUUCAAUUCAGAAUCGACCUGGAAUUAGAAUUGAAUACAUGGGAAAUGAAUAGGCAGAAAGAAUUGAAUUGGAAUUGAAUUUCUGGAAUUUACCCUGACCCUGAUAGGCUCCUGCCCUACGGGACAAGGGGCAGGGGCUCGGACAAGGCUUACUUUGUUUAUUAUGUUAUUCAAGAUGGAAAUGACACUUACUGCUCUGAAUAGACAACGUCAACAAGGUCUAACGUAUCAACGCAGAUCAAUGUUCAAAGUAUGGAAGUGGUAGGAAUGUUCACUGAUGGAGAAACCCUCCAUUGAACAGAUAGGACUUCCUCCCCUUCAUAUCAACCUGACCUAGAACAGAUAGGACUUCCUCCCCUUCAUAUCAACCUGACCUAGAACAGAUAGGACUUCCUCCCCUUCAUAUCAACCUGACCUAGAACAGAUAGGACUUCCUCCCCUUCAUAUCAACCUGACCUAGAACAGAUAGGACUUCCUCCCCUUCAUAUCAACCUGACCUAGAACAGAUAGGACUUCCUCCCCUUCAUAUCAACCUGACCUAGAACAGAUAGGACUUCCUCCCCUUCAUAUCAACCUGACCUAGAACAGAUAGGACUUCCUCCCCUUCAUAUCAACCUGACCUAGAACAGAUAGGACUUCCUCCCCUUCAUAUCAACCUGACCUAGAACAGAUAGGACUUCCUCCCCUUCAUAUCAACCUGACCUAGAACAGACAGGACUUCCUCCCCUUCAUAUCAACCUGACCUAUCAUAAUGUCAAAUAUUAUUGACAAUGAAGGAAGUUCAUAUAAUAUUUGGCAUAUAGGACAGAGCAAUAUGAACAUUUUAAAAGUAUGAAAUUCAACUAGCAUGUUAUGAUUUGUUAGUAAUUGCUGAUAACAACAGCUGUUUGAUUCUGUUGUCUUUUGAAUAUAUCAGAUGCCCUGGUUGUGGUGAUGCACUCACCACCCAGUGAUAGAGAUGGACACAAAUAACCAGUCAUGAACUGAACUGUACACAAAAAUGGAAACAUUUCUAUUUAUGUAUUUUUAAUUCAUUUUUAGCACACAAGUUGGAAUGGCCUUAAUUUAGUUUUACUUGCUUAAAUAUUGUGUAUUGGCACAAAGUGCACAUCUUGAUUUGCUAAUUACAGUUAUGAUAAUAAUCCAAGAGUGCACUUCAGAAGAAGGAAAAAAGUUCAGCAAAUCCUUUUUUUUUUUAAUUAAAAUGUGAAAACACUGAAUAUUUUGCAUGAAUAUAAACACAAUGGCAGAUAUUUUUGGCUUGUACAAAAAUGUUAGCAAUUUGAAGAAGAAAAAAGGAAUGUACAAUUUCUGCUGUAACUGUAUAUAACUAAAUAUUUAUUGAAAUAUGUCAUUAUAAGUCAUUCUAAUUACAAUUAAAGGUUUUCUGAA
Messenger RNA from Oncorhynchus nerka (sockeye salmon), 6901 nucleotides. Its product is annotated as glycine receptor subunit alphaZ1-like. The record is from RefSeq and is a predicted model, not a curated record. Gene Ontology annotation, molecular function: transmitter-gated monoatomic ion channel activity involved in regulation of postsynaptic membrane potential; extracellularly glycine-gated chloride channel activity; glycine binding. The transcript has 11 exons. Gene Ontology annotation, biological process: synaptic transmission, glycinergic; regulation of membrane potential; nervous system process. Lineage: Eukaryota; Metazoa; Chordata; Actinopteri; Salmoniformes; Salmonidae. Gene Ontology annotation, cellular component: neuron projection; plasma membrane; synapse. The coding region runs from base 704 to 2347 and encodes 547 amino acids.